ACAACAUCAACAUCGACAACAACCACACAAGUUACGAACCACAAACGCAAAAACGAAAGCACUGCGAAAACAUCUCCCAAAGAAAAUCCUCAAAAUGCCUUCCUAUAUCAUAACCGUGAAGCCAGAGACCUCCGACUCGGAACUGCUAAAGAUCAAGGACGACAUCGUCGCCCAAGGGGGUUCUCGUGCGAACUCCCUGUUAACCAGGUUUCCACCUUGGAGACUCAUAGACAUGUGCAGAGCCUGGAGGUUGAUGGCACGGUUACUACUCAGUAGUGGUGCGCUUUUCGGUCCAGACAAUGAAUAAAGGACACACACAUUUCCUACUCCAGAUGGAUAGUCGUCCGCUGUGCAUAAUAAUGUCGUGGGUGAUACCGGUAUGGGGUGGUUUUGCCACUCGGUAGGGGUUGAUUGUUUCACGUCUAUUCUGUGUUCUAUUCUAUUUGAUUUUUCUCUCCUGUCUCUUGCUCUGCGUUGCCCGUAGUGGGCAGGGUACGGGGGGCUUUGGAAUAGGUUUGGGAGGAAGAAUGGAUGGGGCUAUGAUGGGAUGGAUAAUUGGUCUUGUACUGGGUCUGAAAUAGAAAGUUUCGGUGUUGAAUUGAGAGCUGAUAGCCGUGAUGCUGUUGAA
Messenger RNA from Tuber melanosporum (Perigord truffle), 628 nucleotides. RefSeq lists its product as uncharacterized. The transcript is spliced from 5 exons. NCBI's taxonomy places the organism in Eukaryota, Fungi, Ascomycota, Pezizomycetes, Pezizales, Tuberaceae. The coding region runs from base 95 to 307 and encodes 70 amino acids. The record is from RefSeq and is a predicted model, not a curated record.